Mytilus californianus (California mussel) is the source of this 1474-nucleotide messenger RNA. RefSeq lists its product as uncharacterized. Bases 285 to 1412 code for a protein of 375 amino acids. The transcript has 7 exons. The record is from RefSeq and is a predicted model, not a curated record. NCBI's taxonomy places the organism in Eukaryota, Metazoa, Mollusca, Bivalvia, Mytilida, Mytilidae.
CUAUGCAGUAUGGGUUUUGCUCAUUGUUGAAGGCCGUAUGAUAGCCUAUAUGUCGUUUGGUAUCUGAUCAGGUGUAGAUUCAUGAUCUUGAAAAAAGGGGUCCCCUAGAAAGCCAACGUUUGGAGUUAAAAAGAUAAAGACAUCAUUCAAAUAACCAGACUACUAGUGUAUUCAUUUGUUGUGCAUUUAUAAACGCGAAAAUACCCUCAACUUAGACACUUGAGAAAAGGGAUUACACAGAGAGUAAUAUGGACAAAGACUGUUGUUGAAAGUUUCGCACUGCAAUGAUCUCUGCUCGGAUGUUUCAGAGUGUCUGCUUGUUGAUGAUUUUCUUCAAUCGAUGGACCUUUACAUCAGCGCUUGAUCCAUAUACCAAACAGGCCCGAUUAUGCGAUGGUGUUGUUAUCUGGCCCGCUAGGCCAUUGCUACCGACCAGAAGUAUUGAUCAUGGUGAGAGGUUUCCAAGAGAAAAGGCAGUCCAUGACUUUGUAGAAGAUCUUGAAGUUCUGGUGAGAGAAUCUAGAACAGGUAUACCUGUCGGUAGUGCGCAUACACGCCGUAAAAGAAGUGCCAAUGACGUGGUGGAUAAAGUGUGUAAUGAUAAUAAAGGAACAGGUAACCCAUGGGAUGAAGAUUUACCUAGUACUGCAUACCGGAUGUUAAGAGGAUUUAUGGGUUUAUGUAACGACCGGGAUCAAACUAAAAAAGAAACUGUCAUUCAAGAACAAGAGAGCAGAAAAAAUACCCCAUCACACGGUGUUGCUGAUGUUACUCCGGUGAAGAAAAAGAAGAAGAAAACGAAGAAGAAAAAGAAGAAGAAAAAGAAGAAACGGAAAAUACAAGAAAACGUGGAAACUUUUCAGCCAGCCGAGGUCCUAACAAAAUUGAAAGACAAACCAUUUGAUAAACCAAAAGCAAAAGUUUGGGAUUUUGUAGAACCAGACAAUACUGCUAAAAUGGCACCAUCAGAUGACACUCAUCCAGACGUAAAAAUUGUUAAGUGGAAUGGAGGGAAUUUUGUCGAUCCACAUUCAUCCAAAGUAGUAUCGUUUGGAAGACGCAAGCGCAGUACAGACCAGAUUUUCACACUACGAAAUGUUGACCACACAGCCUCUGGACAUUCUGCAUGUUUGCCUCAGUAUGAUUUAUUCUGGUUCAAGGACAUUGUUGAGUACAUGGGAGACACGUGUUGGGUGCUUGGAAAGUUUUCUCGCAAGUUUUACUACUCUUCACAUUGCAUGCCUGGUGUGUGUCACGCUUCAAUUCCAUUACUUGGUAAACAGUCCCAUUGUUAUCCUGGAAAACAUUCUACACACGUUAUAUGGUUUUAUUGUCCAAAUUUAGAGCCUGGUGAAAGGUAUCGAAAAAUGGCGUUCAAUUUAGCUCACAAUUGUGAAUGCAGGACUUGUUGAUUCGUAUAACUUUGUACAUUAUUAAUAAAACAUUAUUCAUGUGUGGUUGAAAUGAAUUAAAA